Patella vulgata (common limpet) is the source of this 3114-nucleotide messenger RNA. RefSeq names its product calcium uptake protein 3, mitochondrial. The transcript has 14 exons. The record is from RefSeq and is a predicted model, not a curated record. Gene Ontology annotation, molecular function: calcium ion binding. Gene Ontology annotation, cellular component: uniplex complex. Gene Ontology annotation, biological process: calcium import into the mitochondrion; mitochondrial calcium ion homeostasis. The coding region runs from base 137 to 1528 and encodes 463 amino acids. Lineage: Eukaryota; Metazoa; Mollusca; Gastropoda; Patellidae.
CGCUUUUAGCUAAUGGAUGAAGGCUAGCUUCUUGUCAUUCGUACAAUUUUACCUUUAUUUAUCAAUUAAGGUGAUUUGUAAACUUGGAAAUUAACACCUGGAAGAUAAAGAUUCUUAAUUGUGUUUAGGAACCAGCAUGGCUUCGCGGAGAGUGAUCUCUCUUCGGAGAUUGCUUCAUUCUUUUCCCGGUCGAACAGCUCUCACAAGUCAACACACAACGAAACACAACACAAGAAAGGUUUUUUUUGCGUUUGGAUGUGCUAUAACAGGGGGUAGCUAUUUGAUGUACCGUUCAUGGAAACAUGGGGAUGUAUCUCAUGUUUUGCCAGUUGUACAUGCACGAGAUACGAAAGAGGAAGAAAAAGUUACGCCAAAGAUGACCUAUAGAGAAUUAAGAUUUCGUCAGUUUGCCUCUGUUGAAAGUCACGGUUCCAUUUACAUGACUCCUCAAGAUUUCCUAGAAUCGGUUACAGAAGAAACACCAAGACCUCGUAUUGGUCGUUGUAAACUAAGCCCUCCAGAAGUAGAAGCGAUGUUAAGAUUGACGCCAACCCGCUCAAGAGGCUCAACUAAACUUUUUCGAAACUUACACAAUAAAGGGCUAAUAUCUUAUACAGAGUAUCUGUUUCUAUUAUGUGUGCUUACAAAACCACAUUCAGGUUUCCGUAUCGCCUUCAAUAUGUUUGAUACAGAUGGUAACCAAAUAGUUGACAAGAAAGAGUUCCUUGUGUUGACAGGUAUUCUUGCUUUAAAGUUGGAAUCUUUCUUCGCUCUUCCGUCCAAUCAGAGAAAAUUUGUUCCAAGGGGUCGCAAAGCACUGGAUGAACUUUUGGCCUUGGAACAAGUGUUCAGCAAUCAGCCUGAUGCCAAGGGAGAUAAAUCCAACAAAGACUCUUCGAAUUAUAUGCAACUACCAGAAAGUUUACCUGAUGUACAAGACACAACUUUAUUGAUACAUUUCUUUGGUCAGAGAGGUUCAGAUGUACUUAAAUAUGAUGACUUCUACAGAUUUAUGGAAAAUUUACAGAGUGAAGUUAUUGAGCUAGAGUUUUUAGAAUUUUCUAAAGGAAUGAAUACAAUAUCUGAAGUAGAUUUUGCUCGCAUUUUAUUGAGAUAUACAUUAUUAGAUAAGGCAGAAAUAGACCAGUGUAUUGACAGGGUUAAAGAGCGCAUUCCUGAAGAAAUGGGUAUAUCUUUCAAAGAUUUUAAACAGUUUUGUCAGUUUUUGAACAAUUUAGAUGAUUUUUCAAUAGCUAUGAAAUUGUACACUUAUGCUGAACAGCCAGUUUCACAAGAAGACUUCCAGAGAGCUGUAAAGAUCUGUACAGGUUUUACGUUAGGUAAACAUAUUGUUAAUACCAUGUUCCAGAUAUUUGAUGUGGAUGGAGAUGGUCAUCUUAGUCAUCAAGAAUUUAUUUCCAUUAUGAAAGACAGACUCCAUAGGGGUUCAAGGUCCCAUCUGAUGCACACACAAGGAAACUGGGAGAAUUUUCGGGCGUGUGUCAAAAAUGAAAUGAAAACUUUUUAAAUGUUUGUGCACUACAUGCUAUAGAGUAUCUUCAUUCAUAAUGAUUGCAUAAUUUAUUGAUACAGUAUAUAAUUCACAGAUUUAUUUUACAUACAAUCUUCAUAAGAUAUUAGUAAUAUAUUACUGGCUAUAAAUAAGCUGUUAAAAAAAAUUGUUACAUGCUACAUGAUAAAGCUAGUAGUGGGAAUAGAUUCAUGGUAUGCCUUCACUGCUUGUAAAUAUGAAAAAAAUCUGCAGUGUCUUAAGUUCUCCUUUUAAGUUCUGAUUUUACCAAUAUUUAAAUAUAUUAAUAUUACAGAUCAUGUAAAUCCAACAUUUAUAAGAACUAACACAUUUGGGGUUCUUGACUCUAAAAAAUGACAAUGCAUGUUUGUUUUCUUGAUAUGGCUUUGGUGACUUUUUUGGACAAAGUCUCUUUAUUCCCUCAUGUUUCGUAUUUCUGAAUGGUUAUGUUAAAGUGUAGGCCAGACGCCAGUAUUACUUCACUUUCUUCAAAUUAUUUCUUUAUGUGGGAAAAAAGAUGAGUUUGCAUUCAGUUAUAUAGUACACAGAAUGUAACAUCUGAUACCUAUAACCUCAAACUUGAUGCCAAAAAAACUCUGCUGGAAACUACUUUUAUAGAAAAGUUUGUAUUGGUUAUCUUAGAAAUUAAAAGGAAAUGUAAUUGUCUGUUUAAUAUCUUUAUUGAAAUCAAUUAGGUCAUAUUAAAUGUACUUGAUUCAUGGAAACUAAGAAAUUGAUUCAGAACUGGAAAUACAGGAAGAGAAAGAAUAUUGCCUUAACAGAAAAAGACAUCUUGUGUGAUGAAUUGUAGUCCUUUAUUAGACAGGAUGGGUAGUAGUAGUGUUUCAAAUCAAAAGCUUUCUCAAAUACUUAUAAUCCAUAAUUCUCCAUUAUUAAUAUUCAUAUGGUUAUAUUGUACCACAUAGUGUAGUAUAUGAACAUGCAUGAAAGUUUUUCAACAAGUAUGCAAUGGAUACUUAUAUCCAAAGUGUAACUGCACUGCUUUAAAGGGGUAUUGCCAGAUAAUAUAAAAUUAAUUAUAGAAGCAAAAAGGUGAUGUCAUGUUAAAACCCUAAUGAAAACAUAUCAUUUUGUGUAUUUUGAAUCCUUAUUUCUGUUUAAGAUAAGAGUUAAUAUCUUGAAACAAAUUUAUUUCAAAAGAAACUAUACUAAAAUUGUGAGACUACUGUAAAAAUAUAACUGUAGAAGUUCAAACAGGGACACUUUAGUGGGAUACAUUAGUUCAAUGGUUGUAUUGGGGAGCCAUAUUUAACCAUAGUUUCAGUUUUAUUAUCAGAAUUAUAAAGGGAUUAAAAUACUAUUUUUGAUAUAGUUUCUUUUAGAGGUUGGUGUACAAAUUAUCCUUGUUGUAUUGAACAUUGAUUAGAGUUCUGCUAAUGCCACUUUCACUGUAAAUACAUUUUGUUAUUGUUUAUAUUACUAGAUGAGAUAUUUUAUAGUAGUAAAUACAUGUAUUGUUAAUAACGUUUUCUAUUCUAUUUAUCUUUGUUAUUUACAUGUGAUAUAAUAUUAUUGGAAUGUUUUCUAUUCUAACUUAUUGAUUAAAAUAUAUAAAACUUAAA